Messenger RNA from Trypanosoma cruzi, 1044 nucleotides. RefSeq names its product mucin-associated surface protein (MASP), putative. NCBI's taxonomy places the organism in Eukaryota, Euglenozoa, Kinetoplastea, Trypanosomatida, Trypanosomatidae. The transcript has a single exon. The record is from RefSeq and is a predicted model, not a curated record. Bases 1 to 1044 code for a protein of 347 amino acids.
AUGGCGAUGACGAUGACCGGCCGUGUGCUGCUGGUGUGUGCCCUCUGCGUGCUGUGGUGCGUUGCCGGCGGUGUUUAUGCGAGGGACGUUGACACCAACGCACUGGGUGGCUGCAUGGCGUCGGGAGUGUUGGGUGAGAAUGGAUCCCACAUGCCUGACGGAUGCAAUAAAACUGCGAUUACGGUGCCUUUGCGGUCGGUACUGCCCAUUACUGCCGUCGAAGCCUCGGCUGGAAAAGGUGAUGCUCUCGCACCAAAGAACAAUUCGAAUUCAAGUAAGACUUCCGACGCUGGUGCCUCUGCUGGUGAUGGUUCUGGUGGUGCUACUGGUGCUUCUGGUGGACCUGUUCCUGGCUCUGCUGGUGCUUCUGGUUCUGGUUCUGCUGGCGCUGCCGGGGCUUCUGGUGGCAGUGGAACUUCUACUGGAGGUUCUGGUUCUGGAGGCGGUGGAGGAGGUGGUCCUGCUGGACCUUCUGCUGGCGGUCAAGGCAACGGUGGCAUUUCUCCUGCUUCUUCUGGUCCUGCUGUUGCUCCCUCAGAUCCCCCUGCCGGUUUUCCUUCUGCUCCUGGUGCUCCUCCUCCUCCCGCUCCUCCUUCAGGUCCUGCUCCUGCUGCUCCUGGUGCUGAUUCUUCAGCUGACAGAAUUGGUGGUACAGCGGGGUCCUCGGGCACUAAUUCAUCUAACACAACAGGGGACUCUCCAACAGGAGAUCAGACGCCUGCUGCAGCAGCGGCUCACAACUCCUCGCUACCCGAAGGACCGGCAGGGACGACAUCCGGCACUGGACACACACGACAAGAAGAAGAAGAAAGUGAAAAGCAGCAGCAAAGUGAUGAAGUACAAGUCCAACAACAUCAACAGCAUGAACACCCCGCGGAAAAUGACGAAGAAUCCGCGAAAGAUAAAAACGCCCUUCGUACAAAUGCCACCGCAAAUACAGGCGACAGUGACAGCAGCACCGCGGUCCCCCACACCACCUCCCCUCUUUUGCCUCUUCUUGUUGUUGUUGCGUGUGCGGCUGCUGCUGCGGUGGUGGCCGCGUGA